AUGAGCACAUCUUGGAAGUACGACUGUUCAGGCCCAUCUCCCGAAUGGAUCGCCAACAGUGAUAUCACAGGCACCGGUGUCGCUUUCAGCUACAUCAUAACAGCCGGAAUAGUGGUCGUGGUUCUUGCACUAUACUACUUUGUUGCAUAUGAUCCCUCUCAUGAUCCAUUUCAAGGGUCCAGAAGGAACAGUGUACCCAGGGCCUUUUACCCUAACCCAAUAGACGCACUCAUACUCGAGGAUUCGAGACGUAUAGCAAUGACUUGUCUGGGUGCAUUUGGUUGCAUUUCCAUCAAUAAUACCAGUUUUGAGGAAGCAUUCAUCAGGCUCUUGACUGGCUAUUCAAUACUUAUCAGUGGCCUUUCGCAGCUUGGCUCUGGUCUACAAACAUUCUAUUGGCAAGUUGUCAUAGGUCUGACCUGGUUCUCUACCAUUACACAUCUUUCUUGCCUGACGGCGUUGCGCAAUCACCUUUAUCUUCACUCCUCUGAGCGUACAUGGCGGCUAGCUGCCAUGACUACAUUGUGUGUCCACUUACCAAUUGGCCUAGGUACCGGCCGGGACGAGCCAAAUUACGGGGAUGCCGCAAUAUGCUAUAUUCGAAUCAGAUCGCCAUUGGGACAAGCUUUCUAUACUAUGCUAUUCUCGGUCCUGCUUACAACCUUUUCAGUCGUGGUGCGCAUUGCCAUGCUCUAUCGAUUCCUUUCAGCGGAUAUCUCCACCAGCACAAUUCCGCUGGCUAGUCCUCCGCCUAAUCCUAGGGCAGCUGCAACUUUCUUCCCUAAGCUUUUCUUCUGCUUCUGGUUGUGGGGAGGCUGGGAUGGAUCAUAG
Molecule: messenger RNA, 831 nt
Organism: Aspergillus eucalypticola CBS 122712
Lineage: Eukaryota; Fungi; Ascomycota; Eurotiomycetes; Eurotiales; Aspergillaceae
Exons: 5
Coding region: 1-831 (276 amino acids)
Source: RefSeq, a predicted model, not a curated record